AGCAAAUUUUACUUAGUUAUUGUUAUCCCCCUAUUCUGUAUCAAAAAAGGGAACUCGGGAUAUUGUUGUGACUUGUAUGUCACUGGUUAAGGGUCAUGACCGAACACAGGGACUGUCUGUGUGCACACGUGUGUGUGAGAGAGAGUGGGAACUUCCAAUAUCAAAGACUCUGCUAUUCUCAUAUUGUAUCAGAAAACCGAGCGAUAAGGGGAAUAUAAUUUCACUCGCUUAAAAGUGAGUAUACUGUCAAUUUGCUCCUGACAUUACAUAGACAAGCACGCGUAAACUUGUGAAGGACCAGAAUUGAUGACCGGUAUAGCUUAUAGAUUUUACGACAAAAAUUGUACUAUUCCAUUGUUGUUUGCAUGUAUAAAACGAAAGAGGAAGUAAUAUUUAACUAUACCGACGACCGUGAAGAUUACUAGAAAAUGGAGUCCACUGGCAGUACGUCUAUGCAGCGUGCUUUUUUACGACAUGUCUUUCGUACACGAUGUAUAAUGAAAGAGAAAAGUGACGAGAAAAGGGAUAUUGAAUCAGGAGUUCAUGACAUUGUCGAAGAAAUUCUACACGCAGUAGGUCAAACUAACCCCGAAUUUCAGUUUUCCAAAAUAUUACCAUCCGGCAGUUUUUAUGAAGGAACCAAGAUAGGCUGUUUGAACGAGUUUGACUACAUGGUAGUUUUAAAAACACUUUCUUCACCAGAUGCAGUAUUACUUCAUAAUGGAUGCAGUCAAUGGUAUAAAAAAGUUCAACUACAGUCUUCAAAUGAAAGUUUUCAAACGUAUUUGCUUCACUGUCAUACCACUAGUCAUUUAUAUACUAAUUAUUUUGGAAACCGUGAAUUAUUUGUUUUGGACUUUUGGAGGAAGAUAGCAGAGACCCUGAAGGCCAAGACAUACAUUGUAGAGAAACAGUCAGGAAAAAUAGCAGCAGAUUUAAACCCUUUGCAUCUAAAGCAAAAGUUGUAUUUCAACUACGAAAAAAACUUUUACAUCCCAGAGGUGGACCCAAAUUAUACAGUAAAAAACCCUCUUGUUCCUAUAGAAAACACAGUCAUUGGAGUUGAUUUAAUGAUGGCAAUAGAGCAUCCCAAUCCAGAUGAAGUUGUGUCUUGUUCUGAUUUUCCCUCUGAAUUUAAAGACUUGCUUUUUCAGCGUGGUUGUCAUAUUAUUACUAAAUCGUGCCAUAUCGAUCAUUUCCCUGCGCCAACAUGUAUGUUCAUAUCAUUUGCAGCCAUGGAACUUGAACUGAUGGUAAAAAUGGAUGAUCAUCAUAAGGAAACAUAUAAAAUUCUGAAAUCUCUUCUGAUAGGAGAAAAUGACUUAUCAAGAAAGUGCAUGAAUGUUUCUUCCUAUGUGCUAAAAACUGCUUUCCUGUUUCACGUUUACGGCAAAAACAAAUGCUUAGAUUCCAAACUCCAUGUCCCGUGUAUCCAUGAUGUUUUAGACUAUCUGUCCUCUUCACUAUAUAACAUGAAAAUGCCAACAUUUUUCGCCAGGUCCCAGAACACUUGGGGAUACAUCUUGGAAGUGCCGUGCUUUGCCUGGCCGGAAUUUAAAACGAGAUUCCCCACACAUGCUGAGCUUACUUUUACAUUUGCUCUAUGUUGGGUAAAACUGUGGCAUACUAUCAUUAAAUAUAUCAAGGCGACUAUCGUUGAGACGUCUAAUUUAGGUCAGGAUCAAUGGAUGGGAGUCAUUGAUAAAUGCGAAUACAUGAAAAGGACUACAUACUACAUACUUGAACGGUAUAAAUCUAGUGCUCUUCGGGAGGUUUUUCAGGGAACUCUCUCAAGUUCAGAUCUUGCUGAUAAAAAUCUAUCCCUAUGUUCCGAUGAAUUGUUCGUUGAAUACGUCGAAAAAAUGGAGGAAUAUCAUAAUAUUAAACUGAGAUUUUUGUUGUUUCAAAAACGAUGAGACACUAACAAUUAAAUUCCAUUGCAAUUUUGCAACAAGAUUUUGACCAACUUUCAAAAGUCCUGAUGAAAUCUUGAACCUGUACAUUAUAUAUCAGUAAUUUGCGCACAGAGAUACACUGGCAUGAAAGACCAUACAAGCGCAAGAUUACUUUCACACAAUUAUUGCUGUUUGACGAAAUGUGAUUUCUAAUAUUAAAAGCAUCAUUUUUGAAAUAAUUAAGAAAUAACUAUUGCUAUUGUCCUGUUGUUUUAUUUAGUAAAUUGGUUACUGGUAA
Molecule: messenger RNA, 2193 nt
Organism: Ostrea edulis (European flat oyster)
Lineage: Eukaryota; Metazoa; Mollusca; Bivalvia; Ostreida; Ostreidae
Exons: 2
Coding region: 429-1916 (495 amino acids)
Source: RefSeq, a predicted model, not a curated record